UCAACCUUAUCAUGUUCUAUCAAUUAGUUUCAGUUGAUAGUCAUAUGUACGAUUGUUUCUCCACGGCGAAGCAUGAAAGCUCAUCAUCCGAUUGAACUAGCAAAGACGGUGUUGGAGGUGGCCGACGUGGCAUGGACCGCCGUGGAAUGCUGUCACCACUAUCACCGGGACGGCCACAAGGAGGCGCAGUUGCCACCGUCGCUGGAAUCGAACAGAGUAGAUGGGGAUUUAGAGGCCUUGCGAUCUGAAAACCAACGCCUCAGGCAACUGCUUGAACAAAAUCUUAAACUUCUACGGCCUGUUUCACAAUCUCCUAAAUCAUUGCAAGAUUUCCCUUCUGAUCUCUAUGAUAGGCUAACUGCUGCCGUUGAGUCUGGAAACUUCUUGAAACAACUGGAAUUUAUGAACACAAAUUCAGUACCAGAUGAUGCUUGUAAAUUUCCUUUCAAUGAGGAAUCAGCUGAAGUUUUGAUUAAGAUGGAUCAUGAAGAACCAAGUUGGUGGGUCUGGGUGACAGAUGAUAUGGUUCCCAAUAACGUUGAGGAAAGGAGUGAAAUUGAUCAUGACAAUUAUGUGAUUGUUAAUGAGGAUCUGGUUGUAGAUGCCAUUGCAACCUUCAUGGCAAGAUGCAUUUUGUCCAACAAGAAAGCCCAGAACAUGACUCCCCAGCAGCUGCAAAAGACCUUGACAAAAGCACUGGGUGGCAUGAACAAGUUGGAGACAAUGUUCAACAUUUGGAGUGCUGGAAAGUUGAUUUAUGCAUUCUCUACGUGGGGACUCGCUCUUGCAGGGUUGUACAACACUCGAAGAGUUUUAAAACUUGCUGCUGUGGGCGUUCAUACAACCAGCAAAGUGGUUAUGAAAGCUCUUUGAGCUAAUAGAAUGGCAUGUGUAAAUAAUGUAUAUUAUUUGAACUUUAUAUUGUCAAUACUAUUAAAGAUUGUUUAUUCUUGGAAAUGGCAAUCUUAUUCCCCAUAAUUGUAAACUUGAAUAUUUGCAUCAUUGUAAUUAAAAUGGCUGUCACUAAUACUUGGCAAUGCAAAAUAGAAGUCUAUUGAUUUC
Messenger RNA from Cuscuta campestris, 1062 nucleotides. NCBI's taxonomy places the organism in Eukaryota, Viridiplantae, Streptophyta, Magnoliopsida, Solanales, Convolvulaceae. The record is from the annotation of a GenBank genome assembly.